UGUCGCCAGGUUGACGCCUCUUGCAACGUCAACACCAGCACUACGCAUGCGCAAAAGUGUGCAUAUAAAGGAAAGCAGCGGCCAACGAAUAGCGUGAUCACACACUUGUAGAAGUAAAGAUCUAAAGCACUUUCAAGUUACUGAGCAUUCGAAAACAUCAUGGGAUCUCAAUCCGUCAUUCGUGGUGUCGUCUGGUUACUUCUUGUCUGCCUGUUCACGGUACAGUCUAAACCUUCAAUGGAAGAGGACGAGGCGGGUUUGGCACGGCGGGACGAGGAACUCCCUGGAGAGUUGCAGCUGCGCCAGGACUACGGCGACGGUGGCGAUGGAGGAGAGGGACCUGCAGAAGAGCCACCUGCUGACGGAGCUGAACCCACAGAAGAGCCACCUGCUGACGGAGCUGAACCCCCAGCAGAGCCACCAGCGGACGAUGAACCAGCAGCUACUCACCACGAAGAAACCACUCAUGCUGCCCCCAAGAAUUCUCCCACUGCCCCCAAGAAUUCUCCCACCAAGCCGAGCUCUAGCAAAACCGAAGCUAAGCCUAAAAGUAUACUGGGCUCCUUAAAGGAAAGUAUUAGGGGUAUCUUUUGGUCUGUAUGUGACAUAGCAUUUAAAUUUCUUAGGAUUGGCGCUAAUGUGGUUGACGAGACUAUUGUAAAUUCCUUCGCUGAUUAAAUGCUAUGCAUGUCCCUUUGAAAACGACAUGUAUGUUCCAGUAUAUUUUGGUUGAAUAAAACAAAGUGGCCAAUAUGUCU
This is a messenger RNA of Physella acuta, 758 nucleotides long. Its product is annotated as cytochrome c1-like. The record is from RefSeq and is a predicted model, not a curated record. NCBI's taxonomy places the organism in Eukaryota, Metazoa, Mollusca, Gastropoda, Physidae.